AUGGGGAAACAUAAGGGAGAAUCAUUGGACCCAGAUGGGCAUCCAUACGACUACAUCGUCAUCAUUGAUGCUGGUUCAAAAGGUUCACGCGCAAAUGUCUAUCGUACGCGAAGAUUCAAUAAUAAUAAGACGAAGAAUCAAGUCCGUGAUUGGAAAGAUGAAUCUGUGUCUACAACCACAUCAGACUCUGAAAAGUCUAAAAAGAAACACAAGAGUGAUAAACAACAAUCAAAUGAUCCUCCAAUUACAGAUUAUCCUGAAAUUAUUAGUAUGAAUGCUAAACAUGUUAAAAAAAUUAAACCUGGUAUUGCUUCAUUUGUUGAUAAUACAAAAAAAUUGAAAAAAUCUUAUAUGGGUAAAUUACUUAAAGAUGUUUUGAAAUAUAUUCCUAAUGAUCAAGUUCAUAGAACUCCAAUUUUCUUACAUGCAACAGGUGGGAUGAGAUUAUUAAAACCUGAAGAUCAAAAUUUAAUCUUGGGAGAAAUUUGUUCAUAUAUUCAAGAUAAAUUUGAUUUUUAUUUACCAGAUUGUAAUUCUCAUAUCAAUAGUAUAAGUGGUGAAAUUGAAGGUUUAUAUUCUUGGAUUGGUGUUAAUUAUAAAUAUGGUGUCUUGAAUGCCGCUUUAGAAUCAAGAAAACAAUCAUUUGGUAUAUUAGAUAUGGGUGGUGUAUCUUCACAAAUUGCCCUUGAACCAAAUAUCACAGAUUCUGAUAAUAACAAUACAGAUUAUUUAUUCAAAGUUCAUUUAAAUUAUUUAGAUCCUUCAAAUGAAUCCAAAAAUUCGUUUAAUGUGUUCAGUGAAUCAUUCCUUGGUGGUAUGAAUCAAAUUCAUACUAAAUAUGAUCAAUUAUUAAUUUCACAAAAUGAAACUACUGAUCCAUGUUUACCAAAAAAUUAUGUCACCACAAUUGAAUCCACCUCAUCAGAAACUGGUUAUGAAGAAGAAAUUCCAAUCACCGGUACAGGAGAUUUUGAAACUUGUGUCACAUCAUUAAAUUCAUUAUUAACCACUAUAACAUCAACAAAAUCAUGUAAUUUAACAUCAUCAACUUCAUCAGUUUCUUCAUGUCUUCUUACAGAUUCAAUGCCAUAUUUAAAUUUUAAUAUUGAAAGAUUUAUUGGUAUAAAUGGAUUUUAUUCAAAUUUAAUGAAUUUUAUGAAUUAUCAAGAAUUUUAUUCCAAAACUAAAAAAACUUGUUCAUCACAUUAUACAGAUUUAUUAAAUUCUGAAAAUGAUGAAAAAACUUCAGAAAUUUGUUUUAAAUCAAGUUGGAUUAUAAAUGUUUUACAUAAUGGUCUAGGAUUCCCAAGAUAUGGAAUUGAUACAAAACAAGAUUUAGAACAAGAAGAAAUUUCUGUUUUUGAUGAUAGUUUUAAAAUUUUGGAUGAAUUUAGUUGGACUUUAGGUCGUGCUGUUUUAUAUUCAUAUUAUGAAGCUGCUCAAGCACAGCAAAUUUCAUCUUUAGGAAAUUCAAAUGAUACUCUUAAAAUUGGAUUUAUUGAACCAAUAUCAAAUGUUUUCCAUUAUGGUGGUGAAAUUCCAGGUAUAAGUUCAAGACCUGAUUAUAUUAAAGGAUAUUCAUCAAAAUCAAAAGUUCAUGAUGAUGAUGACCAUGAUGAUGACACUGAUGAUGAGGACGAUGAUGAUGAUGAUUGGGAUGAUGUGUUAGAAGAACAUAGAUUAUGGGGAAGUUUAUUAUUCCUGUUAAUGUUAUUAGUUGUUGGUUAUUUGAUGUUGGGUAAAACUAAGAGAAAGAAUAUUAUUGAUACUGUAAAGAGAUUAUAUCAUGAAAAAUUUAGAUCAAGAUAUUUACCUGUUGAUCAUGAUAUUAAUGAUCUUGAAAUUGAUGAUCUUACACCAAGAAAUGAAGAGGAUGAAGAUAAUCAAGAUAAUCGUCAUAGAAGAAGUGACAGUUUUGAUGUAUAA
Hansenula ciferrii is the source of this 1926-nucleotide messenger RNA. Its product is annotated as Golgi apyrase. Gene Ontology annotation, molecular function: nucleoside diphosphate phosphatase activity. Gene Ontology annotation, cellular component: membrane. The transcript has a single exon. Gene Ontology annotation, biological process: nucleoside diphosphate catabolic process. The coding region runs from base 1 to 1926 and encodes 641 amino acids. Lineage: Eukaryota; Fungi; Ascomycota; Saccharomycetes; Phaffomycetales; Wickerhamomycetaceae. The record is from RefSeq and is a predicted model, not a curated record.